AUGGCUGGUGACACGAAAAAACUCAGGAUUGGAAUCAAGAAGAGAAUUCUAGAGGCCGAGUGCAAAAAGAAGAGCAGCAAGGGAGACAGUCUGAGUAUGCACUACACUGGAACUUUGGAGGAUGGCACUGAGUUCGACAGCAGCAUUCCUCGUGGCGACCCAUUCGUAUUUACUCUGGGCGCAGGACAAGUCAUCAAGGGUUGGGACCAGGGAUUGCUUAGCAUGUGUGAAGGUGAGAAGAGACGUCUUGUUAUCCCAUCAGACCUUGGAUAUGGCGACAGGGGAUCCCCUCCAAAGAUCCCCGGUGGUGCUACGUUGAUCUUCGAGGUGGAGCUCAUUCACAUCAACCGGAAAUCGGAAUUAUAG
Molecule: messenger RNA, 366 nt
Organism: Sycon ciliatum
Lineage: Eukaryota; Metazoa; Porifera; Calcarea; Leucosolenida; Sycettidae
Product: peptidyl-prolyl cis-trans isomerase FKBP2-like
Exons: 1
Coding region: 1-366 (121 amino acids)
Biological process (GO): protein peptidyl-prolyl isomerization
Cellular component (GO): endoplasmic reticulum
Molecular function (GO): peptidyl-prolyl cis-trans isomerase activity
Source: RefSeq, a predicted model, not a curated record